Molecule: messenger RNA, 984 nt
Organism: Macroventuria anomochaeta
Lineage: Eukaryota; Fungi; Ascomycota; Dothideomycetes; Pleosporales; Didymellaceae
Exons: 4
Coding region: 1-984 (327 amino acids)
Biological process (GO): translational initiation; formation of translation preinitiation complex; formation of cytoplasmic translation initiation complex
Cellular component (GO): eukaryotic translation initiation factor 2 complex
Molecular function (GO): translation initiation factor binding; mRNA binding; translation initiation factor activity
Source: RefSeq, a predicted model, not a curated record
AUGACCGAACAGGAAGCCGCCGAGCGCAAGCCCCGCAAGUCCGUCGCAUUCUCCGAGGGCACCACAAUCGUCGACAGCGAUGGCCAGGUCACCGAGUCGAAAGAGACCAACGGCGGUAAGCCUUCCGCCGAGAGCCAUAGCACCGUGCCCCUGGCAGACAAACAUACAUCGAACGUUGAGCUGACAUGUGAAGUAACAGGCGACGACAAGGACGUCGAGGAAGUCACCGAGAUGUUCGCCGACCUAGCCAAGAAGAAGAAGAAGAAGUCGAGCAAGAAGAAGGAGGGCGAGGAGGGCGAGGACGCUGCCGAGGGCGACUUCGCUGCGCUCAAGAAGAAGAAGAAGUCCAGCAAGAAGAAGGUUGAGGACGACUUCGAGGCCAAGCUCGCUGCCGCCGGUGGCGACGCUGCUGAGGAGGAGGCACCCGCUGCCGAAGAGGAGGAGGUCCAGGAGGGCGAUAUGAUGAAGGGUACGGGCAUCUGGUCGCAUGAGAACACAACACCCAUCAAGUACGACAUGCUCCUGAACCGAUUUUUCACCCUCCUCCACUCGCAACAUCCCGAUCUCGCCGGCAACAGCGUCAAGAGCUACAAGAUCCCGCCGCCGCAGUGUCUCCGUGAAGGAAACAAGAAGACCAUCUUCGCCAACAUCGCCGAGAUUUGCAAGAGGAUGAAGCGUACCGACGAGCACGUUACUCAGUUCUUGUUCGCCGAAUUGGGUACCAGCGGUUCCGUGGACGGUUCCCGCCGUCUGGUCAUCAAGGGUCGUUUCCAGCAGAAGCAGAUUGAGAACGUUCUCAGGCGGUACAUUGUCGAAUACGUCUCCUGCAAGACCUGCCGUUCCCCAGACACAGAUCUCUCCAAGGGCGAGAACCGUCUCAGCUUUGUGACUUGCAACAGCUGCGGAUCCAGGCGUUCGGUACAGGCCAUCAAGACCGGUUUCUCCGCGCAGAUCGGAAAGAGAAGGAGGAUGAUCAAGACCUGA